Crotalus tigris (Tiger rattlesnake) is the source of this 2157-nucleotide messenger RNA. RefSeq names its product TCF3 fusion partner (gene TFPT). Bases 427 to 1152 code for a protein of 241 amino acids. Gene Ontology annotation, biological process: apoptotic signaling pathway; positive regulation of apoptotic process; apoptotic process. Lineage: Eukaryota; Metazoa; Chordata; Lepidosauria; Squamata; Viperidae. Gene Ontology annotation, molecular function: DNA binding. The transcript has 6 exons. Gene Ontology annotation, cellular component: Ino80 complex. The record is from RefSeq and is a predicted model, not a curated record.
UUGAUAUCGGAAAAAUCUCAUUUUGGGAAAUUGGCAUUUUGCAGCCUGACGCUGUUUACUGGUGUUGGGUCUUACAAUGCCCCGUCACUCUCAAAAAGUGGAGCUUCGCCUCUUUAUAGAAGCGUUAACGGAUGCCUCUUUCUGACUUGAAUUAAAAGCCCUCCUAGUCAGUUCACUAAAAUAAUUGUUACUUAUCUUGUGAUACUGUAAUUCAAACCAAGUAUAAUUCAGCUUGGUACUCUGUGUUGAGGUUGCAUUUUCCGUUUUCCUAACAAGUAUGGUGAUUACCUGGCAAUUUCCAAAUGCACUAAACGCGAAGGGCAACAGUUUGGAAGUGGUUUCCUUAAGUUAUAUUCUCUGCAUUUGUUUUCAACUUACAAGUAGUUCUUGACUUGGGACCAGAAUUCCUGUUGCUAAAACAGGGUCAUGGCUGCUGUGAGUUUUGAAGAAUUUUCAGUGCCUCCUGGCUCAGAGCUGGCAUUGCCCCCUCUUUUUGGUGGAAAUAUCCUAGAAAGUGAGUUAGAGACUGAGGUGGAAUUUGCUGAUGGCGGGAUACCAGAAGAAGAGGAAGAGGAGGAUAUGUUGCGGCAACAGGAGAUGACUCGACGCAAGUGUCAAGUGCUUGCCCAACGUUGCAAGGAGUUAGAACAGGUGAAUGAAAGAAUGUUAAAUCGGCUCCAUCAGGUCCAGAGAAUAACACUGCGUCUCAAACAGGAAAGGAGGUUUCUAAUGAGAGUUUUGGAUUCCUAUGGGGACGAUUACAGACAAAGCCACCUUGAUAUUGUCUUGGAGGAUGAAGGGAUCCAUAGUGCAGAUGUUGCAACUCCUGGCAACGCAGGGAAUGAGCCCUGUGAGAAAGAAGCCCCCAGGUGCCUGUCUGCCCAAGAGCCAGAGAGCCUCUCCCCUAGCGAAGGCCCCGUCAGCAAGAAGCGGCGACGUCAUCUGCGAGAGGAGAAGGAAGGGAGGCUGCGUCGAGCAGCCCCAACAUUGCUGCCCAUGGACGAUUUCCCUGUACAGAUAAAAACUGAAGAGGAUUUCCAGUGUGAACAGGAUGAUGUUCUCAGCUCUGCCUGGCAGCAGUCCAGUCCCCAGGACAAGUUGCUCCAUUACUCAAAGUUUCCUAGCCCUGGUGUCUGUUCUGAUUUUGACUGAGGCUGGCCCCUGUAUACAUAGGCUGGCCAUCAGGGUGCCUUGCAGGCAUCUUUUUUCCUUGAAUACCAACCAGGAUUUAAGGAACAGCAGGACAUCAAUCACAUCUGACUCCUUAACUCUAACCCAGUGAAAGGUGAUCUGAACUGCUGGAGUGGGGGAAAUGGUAGCAGAAGUGAUGAUGGAGUUUAAGCAAGGGACAAAAGCUUGGAGUCAACGUGUAAGAAUAUUCAGUGGAUUAGCUUAGGUCAUUGAACUGAAUCCACAACGGACUUAACUUGUAUCCAUAAACUUUGAAUGGGGAAGCAAGAAUUUAAGCAGAAACUUUCUGCACUUUCAAGAUUGAGGAAGAACUCUUUGGAGAGGUCAGUGUUCAGCAUUCUUACACUUGCCCUUCUGGACUCUGGAUUUGUAAUUCUGGUAGAUGAGGGAAGGGGGGAAAAGUGGUUCUUGUGCAUUCCAAAGUGCACAGAAACAGUCACUGUUUCGUUCUGCAGAGGCACUUUCUGUGGAUGUUGGUUGGAAACCCAUGUGUUGAGGGAAGGCUGAGUUCUUUUAAUCUUCCUUCAAGAUUUUUAACGGUCUCCAUCUAUGGCAUCAUGAGAUCCAACAUGAUUAAAAGGCCAAUUGAAGUCUGUAUUAAAGGAAGUCAUUUUUGUGCUAUUGACCUGUGUAUUUAUGCAAAUUGCUCUAUGUGUCAGUUUAAGAAUUUAGCAUAUCUUUGCCAGUCCAGAAGAGAGCGAGAACUAGCACUCUUUUCCUGUCAUUUCCUCCUCAAGGUAACAUCCAAAAGAUACCAAGACUUUCCCGCUAGCCAUAUGGAUCGGGAAUUCCCCGCUCCCAAUAUACCCUCAAGUUAGGAAUGAUAAUAUUUGAACAAACCACAGCUGCAGUCUGCUUGCAUUUUUGGAUUUUGAAGAGUUACAGAAAUACAACUUAGCAACCUUCAAGCUUAUGGCUUCUACUUUGUGCAAGAUUUGAAUGAUGCAUUAAACCAAUUAAACUUGA